AUGGGUCAACACUCCGAAGCGAGGGAAAAUGAAAGUUUCUCUCAUAGUGUUAGCACUAUUGAGCAUAGUACGGGCACCCGGCGGCCUUCUAUUACCGCCGGAUUAGGCAGUAUUUUAGAUGGAGCACGAACGAACUCUGUCCUCCUUCAGCAGCUUCUGCCGGUGCUCCGCGAGCGCGGGGGUCCUCACGACGGCGCGGCCAUCGCCCAAUGGGCGCCGCUGUUUAUCGACGUUGACGGCCCUGUCAACCCGGAGGAAUCGCUCAUCGUUUUCGACACGCCGUACGCCCCGGAGGAUCCCUCCAAGUCGCUCAAACUGCGCCAAAAACUCGGGCUGCUACAGGGCGAGGACCACCCCGUGGAUCCGAACGUCCGGAUCAUCCUAGACAGCUUCAUCACGCCGCGGCGGUGGCGGGACCCUGUGACGGGGACCCUUUGGGUGCAGCACGCCAGCCCCCACCCCCGCAACCGCAUCGAGACACGCACCCUUCACGCGGCCUUCCACCAACGCCUCAGGGCCCUCCACGUGCGACGGACGGGUACAAGCCCGGCACGCACCGCCCUCACCGCGGAGUGCUUCCUGGAGGUGAUCCGGCAGGUCGUGACGGAGUGCUGGGAGCGUGGGCUGCUGCUCCUGCACGUCUACGCCGAGCGCGUAGCUUCGCAGGCGGCGCAUCGCGAGAUGUUCGAAAGUCGCGUCGGGCACGCCUUUCGCCUCGCCCUCCGGGGCGAGAAGGGCGCCUCGAUCGCGCAGCACGAUAAGACCAGGCUGCAAAACCGCAUCCACGAGCUCGAGCGAAGAGAACAGGAGCUAAAAGAAGGAUGCGAGACAUUUGCGAAGUCCGCCGAAGAUGAGCUCCUUAUCAUGGAGAAGAAACACAACGACGCGAUGGUGGCACUAAAGAGGGAGUAUGUACGUAAAAAGAAUCAACUAGAGCGUAUGUUAGCCGUACCGCCGCUUUGA
Phytomonas sp. Hart1 is the source of this 963-nucleotide messenger RNA. The record is from the annotation of a GenBank genome assembly. Lineage: Eukaryota; Euglenozoa; Kinetoplastea; Trypanosomatida; Trypanosomatidae.